GUGUAGUGAGGAUAGCCUUGGAAAGACGUUCGACACGGGGAAGGACUACCUGGGAUCCGGGAUCAUGAAGACGUGCGGUGGGAAUAAAGCCUGCGUUGCGCUUUAUGAUAAAGGCUGUGACGGUGGCUUUAGAGUUUGCAGGGACUUGGAGCUGCUACCGGAAGAGGGCUCCUGUGUCUAUGUGAAAACGGAGAUUGGCGAGGGAAUGCCCUGUGAUGGCAAGAUCUUUGAGGGCAUGAAGUGCAACAGACAGAAUUGCCCGAUCGACUGCGAGUACAGGGCCUGGUCUGAUUGGGGUGCUUGCACCUCGGAGUGCCCUGGCACUCGGGAAAGGUCCCGAAGGGUCAAGAAGCGUCCGAUGUAUGGAGGGCUUCCCUGCAACAGCACGACGCAAGCUGAGGAAUGCAGCAACGUGUGCGUGGACUGUGAGUGGUCCGACUGGACGGCAUGGAGGAACUGCUCUGCAAGCUGCGGCGGUGGGAUGCAAGAACGUGGCAGGGAAAUCGCGGUCGAGGUUGAAGGCUUCGGGAAGAACUGCAGUGGAGAUGCCGAGGAGAGGAAGCAAUGCAAUACGCAGGACUGCCCAGUGGAUUGUGAGACAAGCGACUGGAGCAACUGGAGCGGCUGCGAACCUUUUUGCCAGGGACUGCAAAAUCAGACUCGGACAGUCACACUGCAGGCUGCUCAUGGUGGCAUGCCGUGCGGUCCCCUUUUUCAUUCGAGACCGUGCAACAACACUUGCUUGGACUGUUUGUGGUCAAACUGGACUGAGUGGGAUCAGUGCUCGGUCUCCUGCGGUGGUGGAGUUCAGUCUC
Messenger RNA from Symbiodinium pilosum, 815 nucleotides. The record is from the annotation of a GenBank genome assembly. NCBI's taxonomy places the organism in Eukaryota, Dinophyceae, Suessiales, Symbiodiniaceae.